Anisakis simplex (herring worm) is the source of this 1728-nucleotide messenger RNA. NCBI's taxonomy places the organism in Eukaryota, Metazoa, Nematoda, Chromadorea, Rhabditida, Anisakidae. The record is from the annotation of a GenBank genome assembly.
AUGGCGCAACAAGAAUCAAGCGAUUCUCUCGGUAUAAUGUCAUCGAUAAGAUCUCAAAUUGGUGCAAAUGUUGACCAUGCAAGACCACGUCUCGGUCGUCGAAUGACAAUUGAAGAAGAACAAAGUGGUGAAUACUUUCGACAAGAGCAAAAGUUAGAGGUUUUACCGUCCAGCACUCAUCUUGAGCAUUUGUGUAAACUCAAAAUACGUGAGCCUCCGCAACUGGUUCGAAAAACGGGGAUCGUUUGUACAAUCGGUCCUGCAUGUAGAACGGUUGAGAUGCUGCAGUUGAUGAUACUGAAUGGAAUGAAUAUCGCUCGAAUGAACUUUAGUCAUGGCACACAUGAGUACCAUGCUGAAACAAUCGCAAAUGUACGAGAGGCAGCGCUGAGUUUUAGUGAUCCACGUGUUGUCGCUAUUGCACUGGAUACAAAAGGACCUGAAAUACGUACGGGUCUUCUCAAAGGAGGACCAUCAGCAGAAGUGGAAUUGACGAAAGGUGCGAGUAUACGGUUGACAACGGAUCAAAAAGUGGAAAAUUCUGGGACGGCUUUCAAUUUAUACGUCGAUUAUAAAAACAUUACAAAGGUUCUUUCGCCUGGCAGUCGUAUCUUCAUUGAUGAUGGUCUUAUCUCGCUCAUUGUUGAUGAAAUUGCUAAUGAUGCUUGCAUAUGUACGGUUGAGAACGGUGGCAUGUUGGGCAGCCGCAAAGGCGUCAACUUGCCUGGAACCCCUGUUGAUCUACCAGCUGUGUCAGACAAGGAUUUAAAGGAUUUGCAGUUUGGCGUUGAACAGGGAGUUGAUAUCAUUUUUGCAUCGUUCAUUCGUAAUGCUGAUGGUGUACGUACUAUCCGAAAAGUACUCGGUAAAAAGGGAGAAAACAUCAAAAUUAUCGCAAAAAUUGAAAGUCAGGAAGGAGUUGAAAAUGCUGAUGAGAUAAUCGCGGAAUCGGACGGUGUUAUGGUAGCACGAGGCGAUUUGGGUAUUGAGAUUCCUGCUGAAAAGGUGUUCCUGGCACAGAAGAUGCUCAUCGCGAAAUGUAAUUUAGCCGGAAAGCCGGUUAUUUGCGCAACUCAAAUGUUGGAGUCGAUGGUGAAGAAACCGAGACCGACCCGCGCGGAAGGUGGUGGAGGCCAUGUACUUAGCACAUAUAUGACGUGUGAAUGUAGUGAUGUAGCGAAUGCUGUUCUUGAUGGAGCCGAUUGCGUUAUGUUGAGUGGUGAAACGGCUAAAGGUGAUUAUCCAGUUGAAGCGUUGAAGAUUAUGCAUCAGAUUUGCAAAGAGGCCGAAGCGGCGAUGUACCAUACGAAAUUCUUCGAAGAACUUCUCCGUGUUACGCCGAAACCCACCGAUACUGCACAUACAAUUGCGAUUGCUGCUACUUCAGCUGCUGUCUCUUGUCAUGCGAGUGCAAUUCUUUUGGUUACUACAACUGGGCGUUCGGCUGGUCUUCUUUCUCGUUAUCGACCACCAAUACCUAUCUUCUCGAUAUCUCGUGACGAUUUCGUUUCUCGUCAACUACAUCUGUGGCGAGGUGUUUUCCCGCUCCAUUAUAAAGCCGAUCGAGAUUUGGAUUGGCCAACAGAUGUUGAUAAUCGAAUAAAUUAUGGAAUUUCUGUUGGUAAGGAUCGAGGUUUCAUUCAUAAGGGCGAUACACUCGUCGUUAUCACAGGCUGGAGAAAAGGUGCUGGUCAUACAAACACACUACGGAUCAUUAUUUCGCCAUGA